UUUGCCGUACGUUUGACGUCGGUGUUUUGAGUUGUUUACAUGAAUAUAGUAAAAAAUGGCAUCGGGAGAUAUAAAUAAUUUUACAACAGUAGAACAAUUUCUCGCAGGUAUUAAAGAGCAUCCUUGUUUAUAUGAUACAAAAAGACUAGAUUAUAGAGAUAUGACUUGUAAACAGAAUGCAUGGGAAGAAGUAAGAAUAAAAUCUGGAUUAGCUACAGUUAGUGAAUGUCAGAAACUUUGGAAACGAAUCCGUGAUCGAUACGUGAGAGAAAGAAAAGCAAUUGAAAUGUCUUUGAAAAAUGGCAGUACAAAUGUUCGUAAAAAUUGGGAACUGCAUCAACAAAUGGAUUUUUAUAAAGAUUGUGGCCGAUCUAAACAGAUGAAUUAUAGUCAGUCACCACCAAGUCAAAAAGAUAUUUCAGAUGAUUCAUUUCAAAUUAUGGAGACUAACAGUCUAUACUUGGAUGAUAUUGAUAUUAUAAAAUCAGAAGAUACUUUUGAUAGUUCCUCUCAAGAACCACUCUGUGACAGACUAAUGGAUAUCACAUCUACUUCUCAAAAAUCACCUUUUUAUGAUACAACUGAAGAAUUCAAUAAUAGUAGUAAGAAAAGAAAAACCAGUGACAAUGAACUGGAAAAUCUUAAUUUUAUGAAUAAGUUAAUGUCAGGAAAUGAAGCUUUUGGUUACUCUAUUGUUAAAAGUAUUGAUAGAUGGAAACCAUCCAAAGCUGCACGUUUCAAAGCUGCAGUUUUUGAACUGUUAGCAAAAUUCGAAGAAGAUGAAGAAGGUUCAUAAGCAUUUAAAAAAGUGAAUUUAUAAUAUUUGAUUGUAAUUAAUAUAUACAUUAUCAUUGGAGACCAAGGGUAGACUAUACCUGUAGUAUGCUUUUAGCUACUCUGUGAUGCAUUAAACAAGCCCAUUUAUAUCAAAAUGCAAAUUAUAUAUCUGAAAAAUGAAGUAAUUACCACCAAAUAUAUAUAUAUAUAUAUAUAUAUGUUGUAAAAUGCCUAGUCAAUUCAACUAUUACAGCAAUUCUUAAAAAAAUCUAAAAUUCUAAAGUUUUCACAUUACACUUAAAUAACAAUACACCUUUCUGAUUUUAUUAUUUCAUCAAUUUUGCUUAUAGAUAAUAUAAGUUGUAGAUUACAUUUGGAUCAGUUUGACAUACAUUGGUGAUUGCUGCUCGUAUAAAUAUUAUAAUGUAUUUUAGUGAUUGAUUUAAUCAGUUAAAUCAGUCAAAGAUAAUUUAUGCAUAAAUGACUGCUAUAUAAAGUUUAGUUCUUAAUUUUGUAAAACUUAAAAGUUAUAUAAAUAUGAAUGCAAAAAAUAUGACUAUAAAUUUAGAUAUAACCAUUCACAGUUACAUGCAGCACUUGUAAGUUUGCCGACCUGGUGGAGAUUGGGGACUUAAAAUCCCACUUCUCAGAUACCAGUAUAAGUUUUCUGACUUUUAGGGGAAGAUCGUUAAUCCUGCAUCAGGCUUAUCUAGGGAUGUUUGUGUGUAGGUGUGGAGGAGGAGACAAGAGAUGACAAGUAUCUUACAAAAACCCGUUUUUAGCAUAAAACAAACUUACACUACGAAACAAAUAUUUCUGAACAAAUCGGCUGGUUGGAAGUCUUUAGCAUCGAUAUUGUCUUGUUGUUCACUUCCUGAGUGUCGGUGUUCUUUUUGUUGUUCAUUGUCACAGGUGGCCCUGAGACAGUGUUGUUAAACAGUUAACUUCACAACCAACAACUGUCUACCCUUAACCAUUAACCGGUGCGAAA
Messenger RNA from Centruroides sculpturatus (bark scorpion), 1768 nucleotides. RefSeq lists its product as uncharacterized. The coding region runs from base 56 to 796 and encodes 246 amino acids. Gene Ontology annotation, cellular component: transcription regulator complex; nucleus. Gene Ontology annotation, biological process: regulation of transcription by RNA polymerase II. NCBI's taxonomy places the organism in Eukaryota, Metazoa, Arthropoda, Arachnida, Scorpiones, Buthidae. The transcript is spliced from 3 exons. The record is from RefSeq and is a predicted model, not a curated record.